This is a messenger RNA of Plodia interpunctella (Indianmeal moth), 3086 nucleotides long. RefSeq names its product Hermansky-Pudlak Syndrome 1 (gene HPS1). The transcript has 11 exons. Gene Ontology annotation, molecular function: guanyl-nucleotide exchange factor activity. Lineage: Eukaryota; Metazoa; Arthropoda; Insecta; Lepidoptera; Pyralidae. The coding region runs from base 672 to 2261 and encodes 529 amino acids. The record is from RefSeq and is a predicted model, not a curated record. Gene Ontology annotation, cellular component: BLOC-3 complex. Gene Ontology annotation, biological process: vesicle-mediated transport.
AAUGGAACUCCGUCCGUAUAGUCCAUAGUCACUUUGACUACGGAUCUUUCCUACUAGAACCAUGUAGCAAGAUAGCACUAGCAAGGUUGGACUGACUGCAGGCAAAAUGUCUGCGUACAAUCACUGGCUCAAUGAAAUCGGCCCCAGCCUUAGCCCUUCAGGUUGAGUGUCUGAAGUCCUCCGGAGACAGCUCUUAGCUAAUCGUUUUUUCUAUAGAGCUAUUCAAGACUCAUCUCAUCCUCUUAUUAAAAUUCUAUACUCAAUUCUCCAAUCCCUACCAACAUCCUCUUAUUGGACAAACAAAUCUCUUCCUCCCCUUGCUAAAAGCCCUUAUUAAAAUAUAAAGACCUCCCCUUGUUAAAAGCCCUUAUUAAAAUAUAAAGACCUCCCCUGUCCAGUUAAGCAGUCUGUGGGUAACCCACUUUUUCAUAUUAUGUAUGAGGCCAUAAUUUUUCAUCCGUAUGUCUUACUUAAUAUAGAUAUAAAUAAAGGAUCACUAGAUGCGAACAGGGAAUUCAAUAAGGUACUAGAAGAACAGUGGUCUGAUUGGACCCUAAUCUUCACGGAUGCGUCUAAAAUGUCUGCUGAAGGUAACAUAGGAUAAUGAAUACAUUGCUGACAGUCAUAAUGUGGCCCAGUUAUUGUCCCCUAUUAUCACCUCUCAAAGGGUUAUGGCUGCUCAGUUUGGUAACAGCUAUUCAUCUAUGCAAUGUAAAGAUAAUACAACUAUUGUAUUUGAUGAGUGGCUGGACCAUGUGUUCAUGAUCAUAAGUGAAGAUAGUGUGGAUGAGGCCCACAGAGAGCUGAUGGACUGCAAGACGCUUGUGCAACACAUUUGUGGACAAAAUAUCAAUCUACUCCAAUCACCAGCCUACCAGAACUGGUUAUCAGUAUUGCUGGAUAGCCGCACCAAAGGUGACUCGAUCCCCGGCGCGAGCGGUGUCAUCGGCGAGAGCGGGGCGUCGGCUGCGGCGCUCAGCGCCCUCAAAGCGGCUGCAAAGGAUAUCAAAACUGCGCCAUACCAACAUUACCAUCUCAUGCUUGUUGUCGGUGACAAGAUUUUGGCACUUUAUUCUAGUCGUGGCAGUGAAGACCUGUUGCCGCCAGACCUAAUAAUGUUGAGCGUACAAUGUAUUGCUGCUCAGGAAUAUUGGCAAGAUGCCAAACAUAGUAGUGGCGAUGGUCAGAAUGAAGUGGUUCUUUUGCCUUGGCUGCGUGAGAACAGCGGCGUGGUGCAGCUGACGAGCGGCGCGGCUCGCGCUCCGAGUGCGCCGCACGAGCUGCGCCUGGCCGCGCUCGCGCCGCGUCUCACGCUGCUCGUGCUGCGGGACCUGGAGCUCCGAGAAAUUGGAGUUUCGACAUACAUGUCCACUCAGAUACUGUCAAACCUACGUAGGUUGUUGCUCCAAAGAAACUUGGAAUUGCUUCCGAGUACGCUGGAUGCGCUAGAAGCUUCACUAAAAAAGACAACUGACGCGCUUCGUAAAAACAAGGCGAACGCACCUCUGUGCGCGCGCGUCUCCUCGCGAAUGCUGGAACUGCGCAAGUCGUGCACUACCACCACACCUCUCACCCCCGAAACCGCCGCCACAGCGAUGCAUACGGCCCUCGAAGCUGUCAUAGAACUACUGAAGCCUGAAGUGGCUCCUACGAAUUUGACGCAAGCCGUGAAGGACCUGAAGACAGCCCUGGCCCCUUAUGUGGAUUUCCUCCAAGUGAAGGCGAUGAGAUAUUUCAGCUUGGGAUCGUCCGAGCCGGACGUGAGUUCCCUAACGCUGCACAAGUAUGUGGAGGAGUUCCCCGGGCUCGUGCACUUCGUGUACGUCGACCGCGCCGCCGCCCGCUCCCUCGCGCCCGACAUGGCCGACUGCAAGGACAUGCUGGCCCCAGAUACUGUGAAGCAGAUAGUGAACCGCAGCCUGUCGAUAGUCCGCGAGGGCUACAGCGCAGCGACGUGGCGGCGCGGCGCGCUGCACGUGGCGUGCGUGUGGUGGUGGACGCGGCGCGGCGUCGCGCUGCGUCCCGCCGCGCCGCAUCCCGCCGCUGUGCGCGCGCUGCCGCCCGCGGGGGACCUCGCCGGUACCUUCUACAGGCAAUUAACCGAGCUGUCAUUCCCCAACGAUAGCGCGGGUGUGAGCUUGAAGGAGCUGAUCUGCAUCCACCUGGGGCUACUGCCGGCCUCCAGCGCGCUGCAGCAAGCGCGGCGACUGGCGCACUCCGUGCUGGAACUCGGGGACCACGGCGCACACGACCUGCUGUAGACUGGGUCCACCGCUACAUGUCGUCACUAGCUGAUCAGUGGGACUACUGCCUGCCUCCAGCGCGAUGCAGCUGUAGUUUACUUACCAUCCUUCAAAGUUGAACCAAAAUAAGAAUCAAUUUUAUUACCCGAUUUUAUAAAAAAAAAGUAAUGUGUUCUGAGAGUAGUGUUAAAUUUUAUUAAUAAUUUGUUGAUAUAGAAAUGGCUCCUUCGAAGGUAUUUGAAGAUGGCAAAAAUGACAGUCAAAACAUUCCCGAAUAUGUGGGAGGUACGGCGUCUGGCGCUAGAUGGCAUUGCAACGACCUAAUCUCAUCCUUAUCACACUGAAUAUGAAAGAACUGAUAACUAAUUAAAUAGCUGUUCCGCGGGACUUCCCUCUUGUAUGACUACGGAUUCUAGAUAUCCUAUACGUAUACGUACUAAACACAUUCCAGCUCUUCAACUUCAUUAUUUAGUGUAUACCUUUGAUAUAUUGAUAAGAGGCUUACUACUGUUGCAUAUAAUGUAUCAUUUGCCAAUCAAUAAGUAAUUUUGUUUUGUCCAUUUGUAGAUGAGUAUUUCAGAGUUAAAUUGUGUAUUCUAUAGCUUUAAUGUGCCAAAUCCAUAGAAUUCAUUAUUUAAAUUAUAAAAACAUGAUUUUUUCAUAGUGUUGAAUUUUUUGUUUUUUACUGAUCUAUAAUAAAAAUAUUUGCAAUGUUAUAGCUGCGCAAGCUAAGCCUAAGGAUUUGACGAAUUUAUGUUUAUUUAUUUUGCAAGUUUGUUAUCUUUUUAAAUGUAUUCUAAAUCUAUAUAAUUUACAAUAAAACCUUAAACGAAAAUAUCAAAA